Musca vetustissima is the source of this 831-nucleotide messenger RNA. It is a transcript of the gene ATPsynC, whose product is annotated as ATP synthase lipid-binding protein, mitochondrial. Gene Ontology annotation, molecular function: proton transmembrane transporter activity. Lineage: Eukaryota; Metazoa; Arthropoda; Insecta; Diptera; Muscidae. The record is from RefSeq and is a predicted model, not a curated record. Bases 218 to 634 code for a protein of 138 amino acids. The transcript is spliced from 4 exons. Gene Ontology annotation, biological process: proton motive force-driven ATP synthesis; proton transmembrane transport.
GAUGUUUGUCACCCUGUUGUAGAUUUUGACAUUUCUUGUCAUUAUUCCAAUACACCACAGACCUAUAAAUUCCAAUGCAGUCAUUGACUUUGCUGGUGUUAGUAAUUCUUCUCAGUUCAGUUUGCCACUGUUGUCAGGGUUCGUUCGAAAGCUUACGUGCGCUAGCUUCAAUUUCUUGUUGAUCUUCAAAGCAACUUAAAACAAAAAACAAAUCAAAAUGUUCGUAUCAACAGUCUCCCGUAUUGCCCCCGUUGCCAGGACCGCUCUCCUUAACGGCUCCAAGCAAUACUUGCGACCAUUGAGCAGCGCAGUCAUUAGCCAAAGCCAAACCUUGGCCGCUCAGAACACAACCCCCGUUGCUUUACUGCCACAAAUCAGGUCAUUCCAGACCUCCCCCGUCACACGUGACAUUGAUUCAGCUGCCAAAUUCAUUGGUGCUGGUGCUGCAACAGUCGGUGUAGCUGGUUCCGGUGCCGGUAUCGGAACAGUAUUCGGUUCCCUCAUCAUUGGUUAUGCCAGAAAUCCAUCAUUGAAACAACAAUUGUUCUCCUACGCUAUCUUGGGUUUCGCCCUUUCUGAAGCUAUGGGUCUUUUCUGUCUUAUGAUGGCCUUCUUGCUCCUCUUCGCUUUCUAAAGUGUAUUUGUGUCCUAAGAAGACUUUAAAACUUAAAAAAUAUAAUACAAACAACAAAAAUAACAUCUGUACCACAACAACAACAAACAGCUCCAUCAUCUUUAUUGUUUUUAAAAAACAUCCAAGAGUAAUAAAAAAGCAACACUUUUAUUUAAGUUUAAAACGGAAAUAAAACAAAAAAUUCGAUAACAAAAAAC